AGAUCUGUUAGCUAGGAACAAAUGUAGCCUGCGAAUUUGUUUCUGACGGACACUGUAAUGUAGCACCACUGGUCCCAUCUUGAGAGAGAAGGGAGUGCAAAGCAAACCGUCCAUAUUACCGCUGCUUUGUCAGCACUUUUCAAGGUGAUGGACCCUCCUGGUGGGGGAGACGAACGGCGGAGGCAGGCAGAGCGUCUUCGUCGGGAGGAGGCUUACUAUCACUUCAUUAAUGAAUUAAAUGAAGAGGAGUACCGCCUAAUGAGAGACAGCAACCUGCUUGGCACCCCUGGGGAGGUGACUGCUGAGGAGCUUCGGCAGCGUCUUGAUGGAGCAAAAGAGCGCAUGUCUUCUCAGCCCCGUACUGAGCAGCACGCGCAAACUGCUGAUUCUGGAGAACAGCAGGGCAGUAGCGGUGAGGGAGAGGAGAGAGCGGCUGGAGGGAGACGAGGAGCAGGGGCCGCAGAGCCUGGAGCCGAACCAUCUAAUGGUGACUCAUUACUGGAGUGGCUGAACACUUUUAGACGCACUGGCAAUGCUACUCGCAGUGGGCAAAGUGGCAACCAAACAUGGCGUGCUGUCAGCCGGACCAACCCUAACAGUGGAGAGUUCCGCUUUAGCCUGGAGAUCAACAUUAACCAUGAUCAGCCAGAGCCGGGGGAGCAUAAUGACACUGUGGACACUGCAGAACCGCCAGUGGCUGCCCCAAAUUUAACUUCACCCUCUAUACGCACUGCUUCCACAUUCUCCAACCCUCGCCCUUCAACCACGCCAAGGCCAGUCCCGUAUCCCACCCCUCGCCCAGCCCUCAGUAGGAGGAUGCAGACACGGCGUGCACGCAACAGCACUACCGCUCUUUCUAUGAGCCCCCCUGCACUUCCUGCACCCGUGGCCUCCCCACCUGCUGUUCAGAGGAGAAGUGCCACUUUGCACUCUUUGGCACCUCCUCCUACGGUUCCCAACCCUCCUAUUGAUCAACUGACACCGUCGCAACAUCAAGGCCUGAAUGCCGAAGUAGAGCAUAGCAGUGAUAAUAUGUCUUCUUCUUUAGACUGUCCCCGUGUGUCACUGCAGUCUGGGUCUCAGGCCCCAGCAGUGGGACAUGAAUCGCGUGGCAGGAGGACUCGAUCACGUGGUCGUGCACGCAGGGCUAUUGCUGGGGUUUCAUCCCGCUUAUCAAGGCACAGCCGUUCCCCUUUGCACAGAAUACCUGUUGCCAGUACCACUCUACCAUCAAGUAGUGGUGUUGGUGGCUCUAGCAGCCAAACUAUUGAGUCAGGCAGUGGCACAGGCUCUGUUUCCAUGGAGACGGUGGAGGCUGUGGCAGAACCUGCAGCUCUGACAGAGCCAGCUGUAGAGACAGGAGAACGCGAUAGUGAAUCGCAUGUAGUAGGAGCAGGAAGUGCAGCGGUGCGACGGCACCCAACCAUCAUGUUGGACCUGCAAGUGAGAAGGAUCCGACCUGGUGAAAACCGCGAUCGGGACAGCAUCGCCAGCAGAACGCGUUCCCGUGCCCGGGUUGCUGAGAAUACAGUCACCUUUGAAAGUGACAGUGGUGGAUUUAGACGCACCAUCUCCCGCUCUGAGCGAGCUGGGAUCCGCACCUAUGUGAGCACUAUUCGGAUUCCACUGAGACGCAUCAGUGAGACGGGCCUGGGGGAGCCCAACUCAACCGCCCUGCGUUCCAUUUUGCGCCAGAUCAUGACUGGAUUUGGGGAGCUGAGCUCCCUAAUGGAGACAGAGGCUGAUUCUGAAACUGUUGCACCUAGCCACACAGAUGCUAGUGUUACAAAUAGUAGCACCAGCUCAGCCAGUCGUCUGCAUACAAAUGAGACCGAAGCUGGCCAAGUUGGUAGGGUAGAUCAGGAGAGGGUGGGGCUGGUGGGAAGUGAGGAGGACCAGGGUGGGCAGGCCAGGCUCGGAGGAGGGGUUGUGAGCACCACAGAGGGCCGAGCCACCAGCAGAGACACCAACAACCUGGUAGAAAACGGUACUCUACCUAUCCUCCGGCUGGCACACUUCUUCUUGCUCAACGACGAGGAGGAUGAUGAACACCCUAGGGGCCUGACCAAAGAGCAGAUUGACAAUCUAUCCACGCGCACCUAUGGUCAAGCCAGUCUGGAGGGGGAGAUAGGUCGUGCAUGCAGUGUUUGCAUCAAUGAGUAUGCCCAGGGCAACAAGCUGCGCCGCCUGCCCUGCUCCCAUGAAUUUCACAUCCACUGCAUCGACCGCUGGCUCUCUGAAAACAACACCUGCCCCAUCUGCAGGCAGCCCAUACUCGCAGUGCAUCAAGACUGACCUAUUUGCUCAAAAACACAGCUAUCAAGUUCCUGGCUGGCUGAACUGAGUAGACCCAAGUGGGCUUUGCAUGUACAUAGCGCUUUCAUGGUUUAAUUUUUUCAAAAAUAUCCAUUGUGUUGAAGUUGAAGAAGAUUGAACCAAAAGUGCGGGGGGGGGGGAAACUAUAAAUGCAGAGAAUUUACUAAACUUUAUUUUUUUAGACUCUUUGUUUUCAGCAACUUAUUAUUGUUUUAUUUUCUUCUUCCUAUGACUCGUUUCACUGGUCUCUGUCACAAAGCUUAAGAGGUCCAUGUCAUUGGAUGGCAUUAAAGCUUAAUUAAGGAGCUCCCGAAGUCGGUGCUGACUAGUCUCACUUUAACUCUGUCUGAUACAUGUGACAUCUCCUUGUCACAACAGGUCCACACAAAUCACUUCUAGAUCUGCUUUAUUCAGUAUAAGCUGUAAAUAACUCGCCACUGCUUGUAUUUUUUAUUGUUUUGACACAAGCAGCUCCUCACAAGCCAUGCGUUUAGAAUGGAAGCAGGAAACUUUUUGUUUUUGUUUUAUCAUUCACCAUUUUAAAGCUUUGACAUCCAUUUUAAAGUGUCCCUCUGCAAUUGGUUAAGAAAUAUGAUUUAUUGGGAUGUGUAUGAUAUAUGUAUUUAAUUUUGAAAUAAGUUUUAUUCUGUAUGUCUAGUAUUUGUUUAAGCUCUUUCCAUACAUACAUUUCUGUAUAAUUGCAAUACAGAAUUCAUCCAUAAAAGUCACCCACUUUGAAAUCAUAAACAUUACCCAUAUCAGCAGCACACCGAGUGAAAAUGCAGAAGGCAUGUGAUAAUCAGGAAUUCAGAGAUGUAAUUUAGUAUGAGUUGUGCAAUAUGGAGUUGUUCAUUGUUGUUUACAUUGUAAUGCCUGAUUAUCAUCUCCACUUAAAAACAGUCUUGUUUACCCUGAAA
Cyclopterus lumpus (lumpfish) is the source of this 3233-nucleotide messenger RNA. RefSeq names its product ring finger protein (C3H2C3 type) 6 (gene rnf6). The record is from RefSeq and is a predicted model, not a curated record. Gene Ontology annotation, molecular function: ubiquitin protein ligase activity. Gene Ontology annotation, cellular component: cytoplasm; nucleoplasm. Bases 148 to 2295 code for a protein of 715 amino acids. Gene Ontology annotation, biological process: positive regulation of DNA-templated transcription; ubiquitin-dependent protein catabolic process; protein ubiquitination. The transcript has 4 exons. NCBI's taxonomy places the organism in Eukaryota, Metazoa, Chordata, Actinopteri, Perciformes, Cyclopteridae.